GCGCGCUAGACUUGCGGAAAGGAGAGGGGGCGCCUCUUCCAGGGCUCGACGGAGAGGGCUGGCAGAUGUCCCAGGCGAGAGAGCCUCUUCCCUCGGGGCCUGGUGGGCCGGAGCGCGCUGCUUCGGCGGAAAGCAGCUGGUUGACUUCGCUCCCCCGCGAAAACAAGGAUGAAGACAAAACAGCUGUAGAAGAGAUAAGGAUACCAGAACAUUCAUAUAAUCAAAAUAUACAAGUAGAUAUACAAGACCAGCCGGUCUGGGGAAAUUGCAGUGAUGGUGAUCUCAUCAAAACACAACCUCAGCGUUUGCCUCAGCCAAAUGCCUUGCCACUUGACAAGUCUACGGAAGGAACCAGCAAAAAACAAAAUGGUCCCAGAAGUCUGAAUAGUGGCAGCGGAUUUUACAGUGGAGUCAAAGUUGAUGUGCCGGAUAACAGAACAUUUUCUGCACCUGUUUCCCAAAAAAUACACAGAAAAAUUCAGUCCAACCUGUCCGUCAACACUGAAAGCAAUAAGAAAAGCUCUGCUUAUUCUCAUAAACCUGGUUCUUUACCUAAAGAUUGCUGCGUACACUGUAUUUUGGCCUGCUUGUUCUGUGAAUUCGUCACCCUCUGUAGCCUCGUCUUGGAGCAAACAUCGUGCGGAGUCUGCCCAGGAGGGGCCUGCUGCUGUGGGGAAGAAAUGGGAGACGACUGCAACUGCCCGUGUGACAUGGACUGUGGCAUUAUGGAUGCCUGUUGUGAAUCAGCAGACUGUUUGGAAAUCUGUAUGGAAUGUUGUGGGAUUUGUUUCCCAUCAUAAGUUUCUAUUUCUCCUUGUCUUUUUGUUGAUAUUUUGAAAAACUAGAGAGGGUUCUUAUGUGAAUAUCUUAGAAAUAUCUUCUCUAUUUCUAAGAUAUUCUUUCAAAAGGCACUAUUAAAUGUUCUCACAGCAACUACUUCUGCGUACUGGUAAUGUCAUUGAAAAGCAUUUUUGAAUAGUAGGCCAUAAGAAUAAAUGCAGGACAAAUCAUUUCACACAAAUGAAACAAUUUGAUGGUUGUGCCUGGAAAAAGACAGGAGGGCUAAAUCCUUUAAACCUUUUUGUUGUUAUUUUACCUUCAUUCUCAGAGCUGGACAAUGAAACCAAAGCAUUGCAAAAACUUAUUUCAGUGAAUCUUGGUUAAAGAAAUUUGUAAUAACCUGUUGUCAGAUGAAUGCAUUUUGCUAGAAUUACUAAAUAUAUUUUCUGUUAACUGGAAUGUGAACUGCUUUAUCUGACCUACUCAUAUAUAUUAUUAAAGUCUGAAGAGUAAUCUUGUUCAUGUUUUAUAGUAGUUUUGUUCACGUCUAUUCUAAGUAAUGAUUGCAAUCUUAAAGUAAUAUUUACUUCUGUAAUUUUUGUAUACCAUAUGUAAUAUUGUAAAGAGGGUUGGUUCUUCCUUCCUCUCCCCAUCUUGAGGGUAAGUAGGUUAUUGCCUGGUAAUUUCAUUGAAGUCAAUAAAUUUGAGUGAAUAAUAAAAAAAUGGGGGAUUAUUUUGAUUAUCUUGAAAGAUAAUAAGGCUAGCUGUACAAGAAAUGCUUUCCCAUGGAAAGAAUAAAAAAGGUUUAAGUAGAGUUGAAAAACUUCAAAUACGGUAUGAAAUCAUUAUGCAAGAGAUUU
Candoia aspera is the source of this 1640-nucleotide messenger RNA. It is a transcript of the gene MDFIC, whose product is annotated as MyoD family inhibitor domain containing. The record is from RefSeq and is a predicted model, not a curated record. Lineage: Eukaryota; Metazoa; Chordata; Lepidosauria; Squamata; Candoiidae. Gene Ontology annotation, molecular function: transcription factor binding. The coding region runs from base 66 to 800 and encodes 244 amino acids. The transcript has 4 exons. Gene Ontology annotation, cellular component: nucleus; cytoplasm. Gene Ontology annotation, biological process: positive regulation of viral transcription; negative regulation of DNA-templated transcription.